AAUUCAUCUUUUUCUUUCCAUAUCGCUUUCAUCUUCGUUUUCGUCAAAAACUUCUCCCUCAAACAGUCAUGGCGCCCAAGGUCCACGGAGCCUUAUUCUCCCCUGCAGCAAUGAGAGCCUUCGUUGCCCUCCACGAGAAAGAAGUCGAAUUCGAGGUCGUUCCCAUUGACAUGGCAGCCGGUGAGCACAAGAAAGAACCCUUCCUUUCCCUCAACCCAUUCGGUCAAGUUCCAGCCUUUGAAGAUGAAGAUCUGAAGCUAUUCGAAUCGAGGGCAAUUACAGCUUACAUUGCCUACGAGUACCAAGGGCAGGGGACUAAAUUGGUUUACCAUGACGCGAAGAAGAUGGCGAUCGUGGACUUGUGGAUGGAAGUGGAGGCCCAUCAUUUUGAACCAGUUGUUUCGAAGCUGGUUUUUGAGCAAGCGAUGAAACCAGUGUUUAUGAGCGCAGAACCAGACUCGGCAGUUGUGGAGAAGAACCAGAAAAAGUUGGGUGAGGUUCUUGAUGUGUACGAGGCCAGGCUUUCGAAAUCCAAGUAUUUGGGUGGAGAUGAAUUCACUUUGGCAGAUCUUCAUCACUUGCCGACGAUGCAUUACUUGAUGGGGACAUCGACCAAAGAAUUGUUCGAGGCUCGCCCGCAUGUGAGUGCUUGGGCUAAGGAUAUCUUGGCUCGACCGGCUUGGACCAAAACUGUUGCAAUGCAGAAGCAAGCUUAAAGGGUGUUGUUAUGUUCCUAGUUUAUAGAAUAAAGAAGAUAAGCUGAAU
This is a messenger RNA of Telopea speciosissima, 765 nucleotides long. RefSeq names its product glutathione S-transferase-like. The transcript is spliced from 3 exons. Bases 69 to 716 code for a protein of 215 amino acids. Gene Ontology annotation, molecular function: glutathione transferase activity; glutathione binding. The record is from RefSeq and is a predicted model, not a curated record. NCBI's taxonomy places the organism in Eukaryota, Viridiplantae, Streptophyta, Magnoliopsida, Proteales, Proteaceae. Gene Ontology annotation, cellular component: cytoplasm.